AGUUGCAGGAGGAAUGCAAGGGAAGGGCAGGGAAGGGGUUAGGCUGCGCCGGCUGAAAAGCGCCGCCUGCCUGCAGAAGGGGCGUCAGUCAGCGCUGCCGGGCGAGGAGUUGGGAAGGCGCUGCGGGAGAGGCUCGGCGUCCGCGGAUACUUCUUUAAGGGAGCUGGGUGGGGUGGAGAAAAAAGAAGAUAAAUUGCAAUCUACAUAUUUUCAGCCACCUUUUCCCCAGUUUUGUUCCAAACCUGGGGGGAACUGCCCGCUUUUCACUCGCAGAAGUUGCAUAAAUAUAUUGCUUCUCCUUUGCACCGUCGUGGGAACCUGAGCAACCAUGCCUGUCUUCCACACCCGCACGAUCGAGAGUAUCCUGGAGCCGGUGGCGCAGCAGAUCUCCCACCUGGUCAUCAUGCACGAAGAGGGCGAGGUGGACGGCAAGGCCAUCCCGGAUCUCACCGCUCCCGUGGCCGCCGUGCAAGCCGCCGUGAGCAACCUGGUCCGGGUUGGAAAAGAAACGGUACAGACAACUGAAGACCAGAUUUUGAAGAGAGACAUGCCUCCUGCGUUCAUUAAGGUGGAAAAUGCUUGCACAAAGCUUGUACAGGCUGCGCAGAUGCUCCAAACGGACCCUUACUCUGUACCUGCUCGUGAUUACCUCAUUGACGGAUCAAGAGGCAUCCUUUCUGGGACAUCGGACUUGCUUCUGACAUUUGAUGAGGCCGAGGUCCGUAAAAUCAUUCGUGUCUGCAAAGGAAUUCUGGAAUACCUAACAGUGGCAGAGGUGGUGGAAACUAUGGAGGACUUGGUCACCUACACAAAGAACCUAGGGCCAGGGAUGACCAAGAUGGCCAAAAUGAUUGAUGAGCGGCAGCAAGAGUUGACUCACCAGGAACACAGAGUCAUGUUGGUGAACUCCAUGAACACCGUGAAGGAGCUACUGCCGGUUCUUAUUUCUGCUAUGAAGAUUUUUGUAACGACGAAAAAUUCCAAAAGCCAAGGAAUAGAGGAGGCCUUGAAAAACCGCAACUUUACAGUGGAGAAGAUGAGUGGUGAAAUAAAUGAAAUCAUCCGUGUUCUGCAACUCACGUCCUGGGAUGAAGAUGCUUGGGCUAGCAAGGAUACAGAAGCUAUGAAGAGAGCAUUGGCCUUAAUAGAUUCCAAGUUGAACCAAGCCAAGGGCUGGCUUAGAGACCCCAACGCUCCAGCAGGAGACUCUGGCGAGCAAGCCAUAAGGCAGAUCCUGGAUGAAGCAGGAAAAGUUGGAGAGCUCUGUGCAGGCAAAGAACGCAGAGAGAUUCUAGGAACAUGUAAAAUGCUUGGCCAAUUGACUGACCAAGUGGCUGAUCUUCGAGCUAGAGGACAAGGUGCUACACCGCUGGCCUUGCAGAAGGCUCAGCAAGUGUCCCAAGGCUUGGAUUUGCUCACAGCAAAAGUGGAAAACGCAGCUCGCAAGCUGGAGGCUAUGACCAACUCUAAGCAGGCAAUUGCAAAGAAAAUCGAUGCCGCUCAGAGCUGGCUGGCAGAUCCUCAUGGCGGAAGCGAAGGAGAGGAACACAUUCGAGGCAUUAUGGCUGAAGGCAGGAAAAUUGCAGAGCUCUGCGACGACCCCAAAGAGCGAGAUGACAUUUUGCGGUCCCUCGGAGAAAUCUCGGCGCUGACUGCUAAGUUGUCGGACCUCCGGAAACAUGGGAAGGGGGAUUCUCCCGAAGCCCGUGCAUUAGCAAAGCAAAUAGCGACAUCGCUGCAGAAUUUGCAGUCUAAAACCAACAGGGCUGUUGCAAACAGCAGACCUGCCAAGGCUGCUGUCCAUCUAGAAGGGAAGAUUGAGCAAGCUCAGAGAUGGAUAGACAACCCUACAGUUGAUGACCGUGGAGUAGGUCAGGCUGCCAUCCGGGGUCUUGUGGCCGAAGGUCGCCGUCUUGCCAAUGUCAUGCUGGGACCUUAUCGCCAGGACCUGCUUGCCAAAUGUGACCGUGUGGAACAGCUGGCUGCCCAGUUAGCUGACCUGGCAGCCCGAGGCGAAGGGGAAUCUCCGCAAGCCAAGGCAGUUGCUGCUCAGCUGCAGGACUCGUUGAAGGAUCUUAAAUCAAGGAUGCAAGAAGCCAUGACCCAGGAAGUAUCUGAUGUGUUCAGCGACACGACGACGCCAAUUAAACUUUUGGCAGUAGCGGCUACUGCUCCUCCAGACGCCCCCAACAGGGACGAGGUGUUUGAUGACAGGGCAGCCAAUUUUGAAAACCAUGCUGCCAGGCUUGGAGCGACUGCAGAAAAGGCAGCUGCAGUUGGAACAGCCAACAAAACUACUGUCGAAUGCAUACAAGCAACUGUGAAGUCCGCAAGAGAGCUCACCCCUCAGGUAGUAUCUGCCGCUCGCAUCCUUCUAAGGAAUCCUGGAAAUCAAGCUGCUUAUGAGCACUUUGAGACCAUGAAGAACCAGUGGAUUGAUAAUGUGGAAAAAAUGACAGGGAUGGUGGAUGAAGCAAUUGAUACCAAGUCUCUGUUGGACGCUUCCGAGGAGGCCAUUAAGAAAGACCUGGACAAGUGCAAAGUCGCGAUGGCCAACAUUCAGCCGCAGAUGCUUGUCGCUGGGGCCACUAGCAUUGCCCGGCGAGCAAACCGGAUUUUGUUAGUGGCAAAGAAGGAGGUGGAAAACUCAGAGGACCCCAAGUUUCGGGAAGCUGUGAAAGCUGCCUCUGAUGACCUGAGCAAAACCAUUUCGCCAAUGGUGAUGGAUGCUAAAGCUGUGGCAGGCAACAUUUCUGAUCCCGGUUUGCAGAAGAAUUUCCUUGAUUCCGGCUACAGGAUCCUGGGAGCUGUGGCCAAAGUCCGAGAAGCUUUCCAGCCCCAGGAACCCGACUUCCCCCCUCCGCCUCCUGAUCUUGAGCAACUUCACCUUACGGAUGAACUUGCUCCUCCCAAGCCGCCGCUGCCAGAGGGCGAGGUUCCUCCCCCCAGGCCCCCUCCUCCCGAAGAGAAGGAUGAAGAGUUCCCAGAGCAGAAGGCUGGGGAGGUGCUCAACCAGCCCAUGAUGAUGGCUGCCAGGCAGCUCCACGAUGAAGCCAGAAAGUGGUCCAGCAAGCCUGAUGUGACUGAUGAGGUUAAGGAAGCCCCUGAGGCUGGUGUAGAUGUAGAUCAGGAGGAGGAGGAGGAGGAGGAGGAAGCAGAUGUUGAAUUCACUCUCCCCUCUGACAUUGAAGAUGAUUACGAGCCUGAGCUGCUGUUAAUGCCAACCAACCAGCCCGUUAACCAGCCCAUUCUGGCCGCUGCUCAGUCUCUGCACCGGGAAGCCACCAAGUGGUCUAGUAAGGGCAACGACAUCAUCGCCGCCGCCAAGCGGAUGGCCCUCCUCAUGGCCGAGAUGUCGCGCUUGGUAAGAGGCGGCAGCGGGAACAAGAGGGCUCUCAUCCAGUGUGCCAAGGAUAUCGCGAAAGCUUCCGACGAAGUGACCAAGCUGGCCAAGGAAGUAGCGAAGCAGUGCACUGACAAGCGUAUCAGGACAAACCUUUUGCAGGUCUGCGAGCGAAUCCCAACCAUCAGCACGCAACUCAAAAUCCUCUCCACUGUCAAAGCCACCAUGUUGGGCCGCACUAACAUCAGCGAUGAGGAGUCUGAACAGGCCACAGAGAUGUUGGUUCACAACGCCCAGAACCUUAUGCAAUCUGUCAAGGAAACAGUUCGGGAAGCUGAGGCCGCCUCCAUAAAAAUAAGAACAGAUGCUGGAUUCACUCUACGCUGGGUCAGGAAAACUCCUUGGUACCAGUAGAGCGUUGCCUUUCCCCUAAGCAUUUUUUAAAAGUAGAAAACCCCCUUGUUGGAGCAAAGAGAAUUCUGUAAACAGCCAAAAGGUGCUUGAGCGAUUAAAACUAGCCCCCUCCCCUGGAACUCCCUCUCUUAAGGGCUUUCAUAAGUGUGCUGAGCUACCUUUGGUAUCUAACCUCACCACAAUUAGCUUUCACAACAACAAGCUUUCCUCUCUUUGCUUUUGAGGGUUUUUUAUAUCUCCCGUUUUCAUGAACUCUGUAACCUCAGUUCCCCCCUCCUUGUUCUGCAGCAUAUAUUCCAGUGGUUUUCUGGGAGAGGCAGUAUAUGCAGGUUUCACUUUAGCAUGGAUGAAAACUCUGGGAAGCUGGUUUGCUUAGCUGUUUAUUGUGAGGGACAAUCAGAAGACAGAACAGUCCAGCACUUCAGUUUUCUGCUCCCUUUCCUCUAACUUUUUUGAAACUGGUGUGUUACCGAGUUUGUUUCAUUUCUUUCAAAAGUUUUCCCUUGCUCUAAGGGAAGAGGUGCUGUGUUCAAAAGCUGCUGCUCUUUGUUCUACCCAAUAGUGAUCUCAAGACAUCAAAAUCUGGGAGUAGCUGCCACUAGUCAGUCGAACACCUUAUGGUGAUGAAACUGACCACAAAUAACUGUUCGGGGCAUUUAAUUGAGAGGGAGCAGGGAGAGAUUAUGCAGCAUCCCUUAUUCUUUGGUCAGGAACAAAACAGCUGGGAGAGUUUUAAAUUAUAUUUCAGCCUGUUCCCACUGGCAUGAGGCUAUGUCUUGCUUGUCCUCCCUGUCCUUU
Molecule: messenger RNA, 4555 nt
Organism: Lacerta agilis (Sand lizard)
Lineage: Eukaryota; Metazoa; Chordata; Lepidosauria; Squamata; Lacertidae
Gene: VCL
Product: vinculin
Exons: 22
Coding region: 329-3757 (1142 amino acids)
Biological process (GO): cell adhesion
Cellular component (GO): actin cytoskeleton
Molecular function (GO): actin filament binding; structural molecule activity
Source: RefSeq, a predicted model, not a curated record